UACAGUAAUAAUUACUGGGACAGUAGAUGAAGAGAGGAUAGACGGACUAGAGACAGAAUUUGGGAUUUUGAAAAUCUGCAAAUAUCUGGAUUUACAUAAGUGAACAGAACGCACAGUCUCAUCAGCUUCUGAAGUCUAAACCUCUCCAUUCAUCCAUCAUUCAUCCACCAUCCCUCAGUCCAGGACAUUUCCCUCUCUCCUCUCCUUUCCUUUACUCCCCUCCUCCUCCUCUCCAGCCACUGUUGACGUCCAUGGCUCUGUCACCCGCAUCACCGGUUUCCACGCUGCUCUCUGGUCCAGUCAUGUAGUCAUUAUGGCUCUUCUAAUUGCCUCUGUGUUCACACCCGCGCUGUUUGUCUUCUCGCGGCUCCCUUUCUUUUUUCAGUUAGUUUUAUUUUAGUUAAUCAGUCGUCUUUUUUGUCGGAAACUCUUUUUAUCCUCUUGCACUUUUCUGACGCUUUGGGGAGUUCCGUGCGUCCGAGCCUCUCGCACCUCUCCACGGUGUAAAUCCCUGCUCUGGCUGCUCCACCUGGACGUGUCGCUAAUUUCCCUAUUCAUUCACCCGUGCGGUCGUUUCACGUCGUCGUGACUCCUAAUUGUUUCUUGGCAGAGUUAGAAACCGGUGGUGAAAAGGCUCAUAUGAGUGCGCCUCCGCUGAUCCGUGCGCCCAGCCCUCUCCCGUUCUCAGGGGGCACAAACAACACCAACACCGGCGCCGGGGGAGGGGGUGGUGGUGGUGUAGGAGGAGGAGGAGGAGGUGGUGGUGUGAUCUCCUUCCACAUCCAGAUCGGUCUGAGCCGGGAGCCCGUGCUGCUGGAUGCCGCGGAGUUCAGCCUCAGUCAGGUCCGGGAGGUGGCGUGCUCCAUCGUGGACCAAAAGUUACCAGAGUGCGGCUUCUAUGGGAUGUACGAGAAGAUCCUCCUAUUCCGUCAUGAUCCUACAUCAGACAAUGUGCUGCAGCUACUGCGCUCUGCUUCUCAGAUCCAGGAGGGUGACUUGGUGGAAGCCAUACUGUCAGCUUCAGCCACAGUAGAGGACUUCCAGAUUCGUCCACACUGCCUGUUUGUCCAUUCGUACCGAGCUCCAGCCUUCUGCGACCACUGUGGGGAAAUGCUGUGGGGACUUGUACGCCAAGGACUUAAAUGUGAAGGUUGUGGUCUGAAUUACCACAAGCGCUGUGCCUUUAAGAUCCCCAACAACUGCAGCGGGGUGAGGAGGCGUCGUCCCUCCAAUGUCUCAUUGACAGGCGGGAUAAUCAACAUCGGGCGUCCGCUCUCUGCUGAGCCUUCACCUCCCCACUACAGUGAUGAUGCUUUAUUGUCUCCAGUCAGUCCUAGCAUGGAGCAGAAGAACCAGUUAGAUUACUUUCCUGGCAGAGAGCGGCGAUCCAGCUCACAAUCAUAUGUUGGCCGUCCCAUUGAGCUUGACAAGAUCUUACUGUCAAAAGUCAAAGUUCCCCACACAUUCCUCAUUCACUCUUACACCCGGCCUACUGUCUGCCAGCACUGCAAGAAGCUGCUCAAAGGCCUCUUCAGGCAGGGCCUGCAGUGCAAAGACUGUAAAUUUAAUUGUCAUAAACGAUGUGCGCAAAAAGUGCCAAACAACUGCCUGGGAGAAGUAUCAAAAAAUGGAGAACUUCUGAGCCCAGGUGCAGAAUCGGAUGCCCUCAUGGUGGAGGGUUGCCUUGAUGACCAUGAUAUUGACAGAGGGGGUAGCCUCUUGGAUGACAUGGAUGAAGCGCUGGCCUCAGAGAGUGGCUUGCUGCUAGAGGCAGGACCCAGCGAUCUCUGUGACAUGCACGACCCUGACCUAGAUGAGUCCAACCGAGCCAUCAGCCCCUCCACCAGCAACAACAUUCCUUUGAUGCGAGUCGUCCAGUCUGUCAAACACACAAAGAGGAAGAGCAGCAAUGUGAUGAAAGAGGGCUGGAUGGUCCACUACACCAGCAAGGACACUCUGAGGAAAAGACAUUACUGGAGGCUAGACAGUAAAUGCAUUACGCUGUUUCAGAACGACACAGGAAGUAAAUAUUACAAGGAAAUCCCUCUGUCUGAAAUCUUGUCUCUGGAGCCUGCUCAGAAUUUUUCUCUGCUUCCUGAUGGAGCCAAUCCUCAUUGCUUUGAGAUCGCCACGGCAUCACUGGUUUAUUAUGUUGGAGAGAACCUGCAGAGACCUGAAUCAUCUGUGACAGGCAGCAGCAUUCUGGUCAGCGGUGUUGGGCAGGAUGUGGCUCGAAUGUGGGAAAUGGCCAUCCAGCAUGCUCUGAUGCCAGCGGUUUCUACAGGAAUUUGCCACAGUUCCCACCGCAGUGGACACAAGGAGAUUUCAAUCAGUAUUUCAGUUUCCAACUGCCAGAUCCAGGAGAAUGUGGACAUCAACUCAGUGUAUCAAAUCUUCCCAGACGAGGUUCUUGGCUCAGGACAGUUUGGCAUUGUGUAUGGAGGUAAGCACAGGAAGUCCGGCCGAGACGUUGCCAUCAAAAUCAUCGACAAACUCCGCUUCCCCACCAAACAGGAGAGUCAGCUGCGCAAUGAGGUGGCCAUCCUGCAGAGCCUGCAUCAUCCAGGGGUGGUCAACCUGGACUGUAUGUUUGAGACACCAGAGCGAGUGUUUGUGGUCAUGGAGAAGCUUCAUGGAGACAUGUUGGAGAUGAUCCUGUCCAGUGAGAAAGGCCGACUUCCUGAGAGGAUCACAAAGUUCCUGGUGACACAGAUCUUGGUGGCGUUGCGUCAUCUCCACUUCAAGAACAUUGUCCACUGUGAUCUGAAACCUGAAAAUGUCCUGCUGGCUUCUGCAGACUCUUUCCCCCAGGUGAAGCUGUGUGAUUUUGGGUUUGCUCGAAUCAUUGGUGAGAAGUCAUUCAGGCGUUCAGUGGUCGGAACACCAGCAUAUCUUGCUCCUGAAGUUCUGAGAAAUAAAGGCUACAACCGCUCUCUGGACAUGUGGUCAGUUGGAGUCAUCAUCUAUGUCAGUCUCAGUGGGACGUUCCCUUUCAAUGAAGAUGAAGAUAUUAAUGAUCAGAUCCAGAAUGCAGCCUUCAUGUACCCCCCUCACCCCUGGAAAAAAAUCUCCCAAGAAGCGAUUGACCUGAUCAACAACUUGCUGCAAGUGAAGAUGAGAAAGAGAUAUAGUGUUGACAAGACACUAAGCCAUCCCUGGUUGCAGGACUACCAGAUGUGGCUGGAUCUAAGAAACCUUGAGUCUCGGAUAAACGAGCGCUAUAUCACCCAUGAGAGUGAUGACCUGCGAUGGCAUCAUCACGCCCAGCUCAGCGGCCUAGACUACCCCAUGCACCUAACCAACAGCCCCUGUGGUGAAGUUGGACAGGGGAUGAAGCGUUACAAGGAAAAGGAGGAAGAGCUGGAGACCCUCAGUGAGAGGGUGAGUGAACUAUGA
Messenger RNA from Pundamilia nyererei, 3396 nucleotides. It is a transcript of the gene prkd1, whose product is annotated as protein kinase D1. Gene Ontology annotation, cellular component: cytosol. Bases 640 to 3396 code for a protein of 918 amino acids. The transcript is spliced from 21 exons. Lineage: Eukaryota; Metazoa; Chordata; Actinopteri; Cichliformes; Cichlidae. The record is from RefSeq and is a predicted model, not a curated record. Gene Ontology annotation, biological process: intracellular signal transduction; phospholipase C-activating G protein-coupled receptor signaling pathway; protein phosphorylation. Gene Ontology annotation, molecular function: ATP binding; protein serine/threonine kinase activity.